Molecule: messenger RNA, 3528 nt
Organism: Orycteropus afer afer
Lineage: Eukaryota; Metazoa; Chordata; Mammalia; Tubulidentata; Orycteropodidae
Source: RefSeq, a predicted model, not a curated record
AUAUGUGUGGCUAGCCUGGCUCCCUUGACCGGCUUUAACGUGGACGUGACCUGGAGCUGGGUCACACCCAAGGGUGGGCCUUCUGUGGUCAGCUCCCUUCUGCACCAAGACCCCAGCACCAACCAGACCUGGCUCCUUGUCACCAGCCUUGGAAGCAAUGGGUCAGCAGAUGCUCUCCAUCGAUGUUCCCUCAACCUGGGUGAGAUCCUUUGUCAACCAGUAGAGCACGUCCUCAUCCCAAAGGGAAAGCAUCAGGGGGUGACGAUCGUCCAGAACCACCACGGUGUUUUGAUUUGCCUUCAAGUGGCAACACGGAAGCGCCACAGCCUCAAUCCAGAACUCACAGGAACCUGCAGCCUACUGGCCCCAAACCUCACCCACCAGGCCCAGGCCUACUUUUCCAACCUUGAAAAUGUCCUACAUCCAGAUGUACAUGUGAAUGCUGGAGACUGCUACAGGAACAAGAAAAGCAGCAUGGAGGGGAAUAAGAACUCAACCAGGUGGCGCCGGGCAGUGGAAGAGAAAGAGGAGGAAGAGGAAGCCGGUACCGAGAUUGCUAUCAUCUUGGAUGGCUCAGGAAGCAUUAGUCCUUCAGACUUCCAGAAAGCCAAAGACUUUAUCUCCAACAUGAUGAGGGACAUCUAUGAGAAGUGCUUUGAGUGCAGCUUUGCCCUAGUGCAAUAUGGAGGAGUGAUCCAGACUGAGUUUGAUCUCCAAGACAGCAAGGAUGUCAUGGCCUCCCUCACCAGAGUCCAGAAGAUCGUUCAAGUGGGGAACGUCACCAAGACUGCCUCAGCCAUGCAGCAUGUCCUAAACAAGAUCUUCACCCCAACGCAUGGCUCCAAAAAAAAGGCAACCAAGGUCAUGGUGGUGCUCACCGAUGGGGACAUAUUCAUGGACCCCCUCAACCUCUCGACUGUCAUCAGCUCCCCAGAGAUGCAGGGUGUUGAGCGCUUUGCCAUUGGGGUGGGGGAUGCAUUUGAGAAGGAUCGCUCUGACAGAGAACUGAAGCUAAUUGCUUCAGACCCCGAUGAGACUCAUGCUUUCAAGGUGACCAACUACUCAGCACUAGAUGGGCUGCUGAGCAAACUGCAGCAACGUAUCAUCCAUAUGGAAGGUGCAGGCGGAGAUGCCCUUCACUACCAGCUAGCACAGGUUGGGUUCAGUGCCCAGAUCCUGGACAAGGGGCAGGUGCUGCUCGGCGCCGUUGGUGCAUUUGACUGGUCCGGGGGUGUUCUUCUGUACAACAUGAGCAGUCAUGAGGGUCACUUCCUGAAGCAGACUGCAGUGGACCCCAAGGCUGCGCAGAAUGGCUACCUAGGGUACUCGUUGGCUGUGUUGCACAGAGCCUGUGGCCUCUCUUAUGUUGCGGGGGCUCCAAAGCACAAGCAGCAUGGGACUGUAUUUGAGCUCCUGAAGAAUGGCACAGAGGCCAACUUCCUUCCCGUGCUGCAAGGAGAGCAGAUGGGGUCCUAUUUUGGCUCUGAGUUGUGCCCUGUGGACAUCGACAUGGAUGGGACCACAGACUUCCUGCUGGUGGCGGCUCCGUUUUACCACAUUCACAAGGAAGAAGGCAGAGUCUAUGUGUACAACUUGAGCAAGCAGAACGGCUCCUUCUCCUUGGCACAGAUACUGAGUGGACACCCUGAGUUCACCGAUGCCCGGUUUGGCUUUGCUAUGGCAGCUAUAGGGGACAUCAGUCAGGAUCAGCUCACAGAUGUGGCCAUCGGGGCCCCCCUGGAGGGUUUUAGGGCCGAUGAUGGUGCCAGCUUUGGCAGUGUGUACAUCUACAAUGGACGCCAGGACGGCCUCUCUGCCAAUCCUUCACAGAGGAUCAGAGCUUCCGCAGUGGCCCUAGGACUUCGCUACUUCGGCAUGACCGUGGCUGGUAGCUUCGAUUUCAGUGGUGACGGCCUUGCUGACAUCACUGUGUGCUCUCUGGGCCAGGCAGCAGUGCUCCGCUCACUACCUGUGGUUAACCUGAAGGUGUCCAUGCACUUUACCCCUGAGGCACUACCCAUUGGAUUCAGCGGUACAGUGGAUGUGCGUUUGUGCUUUGAAAUCAGCUCUGGGACUCCAGCCACUGAGACAGGCCUCAGAGAGACAUCUCUCAACUUCACAUUGGACGUGGAUGUGAUGAAGCAGAGGAAAAGGCUGAAGUGUUCGGAUGUGCAAACUUGUCUGAGCACCCUUAGGGUGUGGAACAGAGGGUCCUUGCUCUGUGAGGACCUCCUGUUCCUCACGGAGGGAGAGCCCUGUGAGGAGGACUGCUUCUCCAACAUCACUGUCAACGUCAGCUACCAACUCCAGACCCCCAAGAUCCACAGCGACCAUCCCCAUCCUGUCCUGGACCUCUACGCUGAGCCCUCUGCUAUCUUCCAGCUCAGCUUUCUUGACAAGGCUUGCAAGAAUAAAGGUGGAUGUAUUCAAACUGGUAACCUUUUUAUCUGUUCGUAUACCCUGUGCAGGCAAAAAUUGGUGGUGGGUCUCACAAAGGAGGUGACUAUGAACAUGAGUGUAACUAACGCUGGGGAAGAUUCCUACAUGACAAUCCUGACUUUGACAUACCCCAAAAACUUAGAGUUUAAAAGGAUACAAAAGCCUCCCUCUCCAAGUAUUCAGUGUGAUGACCCUGAGCCAGCUGCUUCUAUCCUGGUCAUGAACAUGAGCUGCAAGAUUGGUCACCCUGUAUAUAAGAGGUCAUCUGUGAACAUUCUCGUAGUUUGGCAGCUAGAGGAGAAAGCCUUUCCCAGCAGGACAGCGGACAUCACUGUGAUGAUCACCAGUUCCAAUGUAAGGUCUCCAGACAGAAAGAACCACACCCUUGAAUUCAAGCACGCCUUCAUUGCAGUUCUUCCCAAACCAUCGGUGAUAUAUGUCAACACAAGCCAGAGGCGUUCUGACCACAAAGAAUUCCUCUUCAAUAUACAUGGAGAAAAUUUCUUUGGAGCUGAAUUCCAGUUGCAAAUUUGUGUUCCAAUAAAAAUUCAUGGUCUUCAGGUUAUAAGAGUGAAGGAGCCGACAAGGACUCAGAAUGGCACUGUGUGCCCCAGAAGUCGUAAGCGCGUUUGUGGAAGCGACCGUGUUCAGUACGUGGAAGAAUGGCUUUCAGUGAGUUGUGCCAUCACUUCAGAUAAAGAAAAUGUAACCGUGGCUGCAGAGCUCUACUUGAGUCACUUUGAGCAGUUACUAAGAGAUGUAUCCGAACUGCAGAUCCUUGGUGAAAUUUCUUUCAACAAAUCUCUGUAUGAGGGGCUUAAUACAGAGAAUCACAGAACUAAGAUCACUGUCACCCUUCUGAAAGAUGAGAAGUACUAUUUUUUGCCUGUCAUCAUUGGAAGCAGUGUUGGUGGCCUUCUGGUCUUGAUUGUGAUUAUAGUCAUCCUAUUCAAGUGUGGCUUUUUUAAAAGAAAGUAUCGACAGUUGAACUUGGACAGCAUGAGGAGGGCCCAGCUGAUGUCAGAGGAUCUGCUCAAAGAAGAUGAUUCGAACCUGCUUCCUCAUCCUUUGGGAGAAACCGUCAACUGA